Capronia epimyces CBS 606.96 is the source of this 297-nucleotide messenger RNA. Its product is annotated as large subunit ribosomal protein L19e. The transcript has 2 exons. Gene Ontology annotation, biological process: translation. NCBI's taxonomy places the organism in Eukaryota, Fungi, Ascomycota, Eurotiomycetes, Chaetothyriales, Herpotrichiellaceae. Gene Ontology annotation, molecular function: structural constituent of ribosome; RNA binding. The record is from RefSeq and is a predicted model, not a curated record. The coding region runs from base 1 to 297 and encodes 98 amino acids. Gene Ontology annotation, cellular component: ribosome; cytosolic large ribosomal subunit.
AUGAGACGUCUUCGUGUCCUCCGACGCCUUCUUGUCAAGUACCGAGCUGCUGGCAAGAUCGACAAGCACCUGUACCACGAGCUCUACCAUCUGAGCAAGGGUAACACCUUCAAGCACAAGCGUGCUUUGGUUGAGCAUAUUCACCGCGCCAAGGCCGAGAAGCAGCGUGAGAGGAUCCUCAAGGAGGAAAUGGAUGCCAAACGUGCAAAGACCAAGGCAGCUCGUGAGAGGAGACAGGAGCGUAUCCAGACCAAGAGACAGGCUCUGGCUGGUGACGAAGAGCCAAAGCAGGAGUAG